This is a messenger RNA of Pestalotiopsis fici W106-1, 1524 nucleotides long. RefSeq lists its product as uncharacterized. The coding region runs from base 1 to 1524 and encodes 507 amino acids. Gene Ontology annotation, molecular function: acid phosphatase activity. Lineage: Eukaryota; Fungi; Ascomycota; Sordariomycetes; Amphisphaeriales; Sporocadaceae. The record is from RefSeq and is a predicted model, not a curated record. The transcript is spliced from 2 exons.
AUGGAUCGUCUCAGAGCUUGGUUCGCUCGCGACUCGCACGAGUACAGCGCUCUGCCAGAUAUCAACGGUCAGCACGAUGGGCACGAAAAGAGGGCCAUCGUCAGACAGAGCCGCAACAGGUCCAUCUUCAAAGUCUUGGUAGGAGGCACCAUCUUCUGCGUUGUCCUAUACUUUACUGUUGGAUACAUGCGCUCUUCCAAGAUUGGUUCAUGCGACAGCGCAAAGGAUGGCUUCCACUGCACACCCGAAAUCUCGCAAUUCUGGGGCCAGUACUCACCGUACUAUUCAGUACACUCUUCCAUCCCGCGGUCCGUGCCAAAGGACUGUGAUUUGACAUUUGCUCAAAUCCUGUCUCGUCAUGGAGCAAGAGAUCCGACGCUGAGCCACACCAUAGCUUAUGCUGCCCUUAUCGAAAGGAUACACCAAAGCGUCACGGAUUAUGGACAUCAUUUCAAAUUUAUCAAAACCUACAACUAUACCCUCGGAGCUGACCAGUUGUCCGACUUUGGUCGUCAGGAGCUGGUGAAUUCCGGUAUCAAGUUCUAUAAACGCUACGAACAGCUGACGCGGGAUGAUGCGCCCUUUGUCAGAUCAGCUGGUCAGUUCAGAGUCGUCGAGUCGGCAGAUUAUUGGACCCGUGGGUUCCACCAGGCACGACUGGAGGACAAGCAGGCCAACACGACUGAUCCCUUUCCGUAUGACAUUCUCGAAAUCCCUGAAGGCCCAGAGUGGAACAACACCUUGAGCCAUGAUGCUUGCACUCUGGCCAACGAGAGCCCAAACACGGCAGUAGGCGCCGUGGCGCAGGCGACUUGGGUGAACAUUUUUGUACCGCCAAUUGCAGAGAGAUUGAACCAGAACCUGCCUGGAGCCAACUUGACUCUCAAGGAGACCAUUUACAUGAUGGACCUUUGCCCCUUUGAGACGGUGGCCGACCCGAAUGGUAGACUAUCACGAUUCUGCUCCCUUUUCUCCAAGGACGAGUGGCACAGCUACGACUACUACCAAUCCCUUGGCAAGUGGUAUGGCUGGUCUAAUGGAAAUCCAUUGGGACCUACACAAGGAGUUGGUUAUGUCAACGAGCUCAUCGCAAGGUUGACUGGCCAGCCCGUGGUGGACCACACAGACACCAACUCGACACUGGACAGUUCGCCAAGCACAUUCCCCCUUCAGAGGGCAUUGUAUGCAGACUUUAGUCACGAUAACGACAUGUCGAGUAUCUUUGCUGCUCUGGGGCUCUACAACUUGACAGAGCCUCUUUCCAACACGACCAAGGCAGCACCAAAGGAUACAAAUGGCUAUUCUGCCAGUUGGGUUGUCCCAUUCGCAUCAAGAAUGUACGUGGAGAAGAUGACAUGCGGAGGUGAAGAUGAAGAGUUGGUGAGAAUCUUGGUCAAUGAUAGAGUGAUACCCCUACAGAAUUGCGACGCCGACGAGCUCGGACGCUGCAGGCUGAGCAAGUUUGUGGAUAGCCUGAGCUUUGCCAGAGCUGGAGGCUUGUGGGAUCAAUGUUUUGAAUCAUGA